Messenger RNA from Cyprinus carpio (common carp), 1204 nucleotides. Its product is annotated as polymerase (DNA-directed), delta 3, accessory subunit. NCBI's taxonomy places the organism in Eukaryota, Metazoa, Chordata, Actinopteri, Cypriniformes, Cyprinidae. The coding region runs from base 2 to 1204 and encodes 400 amino acids. Gene Ontology annotation, molecular function: DNA-directed DNA polymerase activity. Gene Ontology annotation, cellular component: nucleus; delta DNA polymerase complex. The record is from RefSeq and is a predicted model, not a curated record. The transcript is spliced from 10 exons. Gene Ontology annotation, biological process: DNA synthesis involved in UV-damage excision repair; nucleotide-excision repair, DNA gap filling; DNA replication.
AAUGUUGUAUCAUUACUUGCAGCAGAAACGCAAUGAAGGUUCAGGGACUCCCCUUCAUGCCACCUACCUUGUGUCUGGGAAGUGUGUUGAGAAUGGUAGUACGUGCCAUAAAGUGUCAGUAGUACGUGAGGACAAGCUUAAUGCUGUUAAAGCAAAGAUGGACGUGACCAUCAGUGUGCAUGUGUACAGUGUGCAGAGAGCUGAGCUGAAGGAUAGUUCACCACUUUACAAUACAGAUUAUGAUGCUGUUAAGGAGAACAUAAAAAACUGCAACAAGUACAGCGCUAUACGUUGUGCUGCAGCGGUCCCUUUGUCAUCUUCGGAGCUGCAAAGAGCUCAAGAGAAGGCUUUGGUCCCUCCAGUGGAGAAGGAAAUCAGUAAACCUGGCUUCAAUGAAAACACUUCAGCUACCCCCAAACCCAGUGCUAAGCAGCCAGCAGGCAUCAUGGGAAUGUUUGCAAGCAAAAAUGCUUCUAAGAGCCAAGAAUCCAGCAAGGAAGUGAAAACAGAACAGAAAGACGAUUCUUCCCUGGUUGAAACAUCAAAAAGCAAAACAGCCUCCAAAGCGAACCCGAUGAGUAACUUAUUUGGGAAGUCUGCCCAAAAAAAGGCUGAUGAAAAACCAAACAAAAGCGUUAAAGAAGAGACGGCUGCCAGCUCUACAGCUCCUGCAAUUAUGAAGCAGUCACAGACAUCUCCCAAAUCCAAGAUUGACAUUAAAGAUGAACAAUCCAAACUACAUUUACUUCCUACAAGUAAAACAAAGCGCCCUGAGGUUGUGGACAGUGACGAUGAGAAAAUGGAGAGCCAGCAGAAGAAGAGACGGCGGAUAAAGAAGCCCCAGCCAGACAGCAGUGAUGAUGAGGUUGUGCCAGAUUCUCCACCUGUGCCUAAUGUACAGACUCCCAGUCCUAAAAAAGAGAGCUCAGAGGUGAAGAGGAGGAAAAGGAGGCGUGUUUUGAAGUCUCACACAUUUGUUGAUGAAGAAGGUUCCUUUGUGACCGAGAAGGGUUAUGUGAGCGAGUCUUACUCCGAGAGUGAAGAGGAACCUGAACCCAACAGUCAAGCCAAAGACUCGAGCUCACUCAAGCAGUCAUUUGGAAAAAGAGAGGAAGAGAAAAAAGAGAAGAGGGAGAAGAAGACUUCUGCAGCUAACAAACCUACAAAACAGCCAUCCAUAAUGGGAUUUUUCCAGAAGAAAUAA